AGUCUUGUCACGUGAUAGAUAGGUGUCAUAUGACAAGUAACAUGGCGACGAAGAAAAUACACCUUUUUAUACUUUUUUUAUUUUUGUUUGUGGAUCAAACAUAUGGCAAUUUAUCAAAAAUUGAAAUCACUCAAGUAAAUCUUGAAUGCUCAUUUGCUGUUACAAUUGGCAAAAAAUUAUGGCUUGAAAGCUCAAAAGAUUUGUGGAUUUCACAUAAUUCCACAGUGUUUUCAACAACAAAUUCAUCUUUAGCAUUUGUUGGGGCAUCGAAUUUCAAUGGUCAAGAUGCAAUUGGAAAAUUCAAAGGGAAAGAAUGCGCUUGGAAGACGAAAACAGGUUUACAUUGGAUAACUUCUAUUAAAGAUUACGGAGGGGGCGUGUACCAGUUUCAGCAAACUUUCCCUGAUGGAGCUAAGAAUUCAAAUGCUUUUGGAUCAAAUGGUGUUGCUUCAACAUGGCCAUCUUUUAAAGUUGACAAAUCUGCUGAAGAAGAAUUAGGCUUUUUUGCCUGGGGAAUGGAUUCAUUCGGAGAUGAUGGAAAAAAAUUUGGUCUAUGGGGCACUAAUGAUACAAAGCGAAUUGCUUCUGGACUUGACAGCGGUCCACUACUUCUAAUGAACAAGCGAGGUGAUACUAUUGUUCUGUCACAUUCGUCACAAUUUAUGGUUACCUCAGCCAGCUACAAUUUAAAUUCAAAUGGACAGGGAACUGUUUCAUGGGGCAUUUUAGGGAGCAUAAAAGACAUUCCAGCUCAUUUUUCUUCUUCUGUGAUAAUGGUCUUUGCUGAUGGACCUGGAAAAGCUUUACGUAUUUGGGGAGAUAAUUUACGAGGCCUAUAUGGAAAAGCAAGAAAACCAGGCCCAAGUUUCCAAAAUGAUUAUCUAGGCUAUUGGACGGAUAAUGGUGCAUAUUUCUAUUAUAAUACCCUGAAGAAUAAAACUUACGAAGAAAGUUUAUAUGAAGUGUAUAAAUACUCUCAAAAGGCCGGUAUUCCUUAUAGAUACUUACAAAUCGAUAGUUGGUGGUAUUAUAAGUCCGACGGAAGGCAAGGUGUCGUAAAUUGGAUUCCUCAACCAGGCUAUUUUCCUUCUGGAUUACUUGAAUUUUCAAAGAAAACUAACUGGCAAUACUUUGCUCAUAAUCGAUGGUUCUCAGCAAAUAAUGUCUAUGCAAAGCAAAACGGUGGUAAAUAUAACUUUGUCGUCGAAAGAGACAAGGAUAUAGCUUUACCUCAAGAUGAAACAUUUUGGAAAGAUUUUUUCUAUAAUGCCACUCAAUGGGGUUUGAGAAUGUAUUUGCAAGAUUGGCUCACUCUUCAAUUUGAUAAAAUGAGCUUCACGAAAGAGAAUAUUACGGCAGCGAGAACUUGGCUACUGCAAUUGGACGAAGCUCUCCAAUUUUACGGCUUGCCAACUCAACUUUGCAUGACACCUUGUCGGACCGCACUACAGGUACUUGAACUGAAAAGUAUAACCAAUGUUCGAGUGAGUACGGAUUACUUGCUUGCCGAACAAUGGAGAAUCGGACUGACGUCUCAUUUUGCUUGGAAUGUUGGUGUCUUUCCAAAUAAAGAUAACUUUUUCAGUCAAACAAUCCAGCCCGGAAAUCCUUUUAAGAAAAAAGAGCCGUAUCCGGCUUUGCACGCUGUUGUGUCAACAUUGAGUAUGUCGCAAGUCGCUCCUGGAGAUGGUGUUGGAAUGUCUAAUGUUUCACUUCUUUUGAGAACUUGCAAUGCUGACGGUCUUAUAUUAUCUCCAUGUAAACCGGCUCUUUCAGUUGAUGAGCAAUUCGUUAGGUCAGCUUUUAGGCCCGGUAAGGCAGGAGAAGUAACAGCGACACACUCAAUUGUCUCCAAAUAUAGAUUUGGUAUUGUACUAGCAGCCGAUGUACCAAACGAUAGUCAUUAUCAAAUUACUACCGAUAUGGUUGACGCUGACGACGGCGUUUAUUGGUUAGACGGCAAACAUUCCACCCUAAAUAUCUUUUCAAAAGACUAUCCAAUCUCUGUUGAUUAUACUUGCACAAAAGCCAAUUUUUGUCUCUACCAUACAUCUCCUAUAUUUAAGUUUAAUGGUGAUGAAUUAAUACUCAUUGGAGAAACAGCGAAAUUUGUUCCUAUGUCAGCAAAAAGAUUUUCAAACAUUCGAAUAAGCAGCGAGGAUUUUCGACUUGAUAUAAGAGGAAGUCCAAAUGAAAAAGUGAUUGUUUCUAUAUAUUCAAAACUUCAAAAGAACAUUGAUAUUACUUGCAUACUCCCCGCAAGUGGACAGUCAACAUUAAGUUUCAUUUUAAGAAAUUGCUACUAACCUAUUACUAUACUUUCCAAAUUUAUGGAAAACAUAUCGCUAAGUGAUUAAAUGACUAAAAUAUUUACUCAAUUAUAUUAAUACAGCCUUAAGACAAUGCUCAAAA
Molecule: messenger RNA, 2412 nt
Organism: Dimorphilus gyrociliatus
Lineage: Eukaryota; Metazoa; Annelida; Polychaeta; Dinophilidae
Source: the annotation of a GenBank genome assembly